AUGAUUAACGUGUCCGUUACCAAGAUACGCAGAGCAAAGAGAAAGGCAAAAGAUGAGAUGCUUGGCACGGAUAUGGAGCAAUAUCACCACCUUUGGAGUUAUGCAGCUACAAUUAGAGAGACAAAUCCUGGUAGCACUGUCAAGCUUAAGCUUGAUACAGCAGAAGAAGGUUCACAAGGGACAUUUCAAAGAUUGUAUUACUGUCUUUAUGCUUGCAAACAGGGGUUCCUCGAUGGCUGUCGACCAAUAAUUGGUCUUGAUGGGUGUUUUUUGAAAUCUGCGUUUGGUGGUCAGUUGUUGUCAGCAAUUGGUAGAGAUGGCAAUGACAAUAUGGUUCCAAUAGCUGUAGCAGUGGUAGAGGUAGAGAGGUAUGACUCAUGGAAGUGGUUUCUGGAACUACUAAUGGCUGAUCUGGGACUUGGUAUGGAAAACAUACCCUGGACAUUCAUCUCAGAUCGACAAAAAGGACUGGUCCAUGCAGUGAAUGAGUUAUUUCCAAAUUCUGAAUACAGGUUUUGCUUGAGACAUAUGUACCAAAAUUUCAAACAGAAGUUCAAAGGAAAAGAGUUGAAGGACUUGUUCUGGGCAGCAGCAAGUGCUGGGAAUGAAGUGGACUGGAAAUUAGCAAUGAAUUCCCUUGAAAAAGCUUCAAAGGAUGCAGCUGAAUGGCUACAAAAAGUGCCAAGUGUUUUAUGGAGCAGGUCACAUUUUAGACAAAGUAGCAAAUGUGAUAUUCUUGUGAACAAUCUUUGUGAGUCAUUUAAUAACUAUAUCUUAGAAGCUAGAGAGCUUCCUGUCAUAGGGAUGCUUGAGUGGAUUCGAAGAAGGCCCAUGCAAAGGAUUCAAGUGAAGAGGACUGGUAUGCAGAAAUUUCAAGGAAAAAUAUGUCCUAACAUUGCAGAGAAGAUUGAUAGGAAUCUGAAAUUCAGUAGGCUGUGUAUUCCCACAUGGGAUGGCAAGAACAAAUAUGAAAUUGAUUGUGGGCCUAGAAAAUCUGUUGUGGUGGAUCUGAAGGAAAAGACUUGCACAUGUGGCUAUUUCCAGCUUACAGGUUAUCCUUGUGCUCAUGCAUGUGCUGCAAUAGGAGCACGUAGAUUGCCUUUGCUUGAUUAUGUGAGAUGUGAAGAACAACCCCCAAAACCUCCUGCAGUUCGAAGAAUGCCUGGCAGACCCAAAAAGAUCCGGCAAAGAGCAGCUGACGAGCCUAAAAAGGGUCAAGUCUCAACCAGAAAGGGUCUUGUGGUAACUUGCAAGAGAUGUUUUCAGCAAAGACACAAUUCAAGGACCUGCAAGAAUGCCAUUCAUCCCAACUCUAAAUUCUACAAGGCACCUGACACUAAUGUAGCUGAAUCAAGUUCAGAACUUCAUUCAUCAGCUCCUUCACCAAUGGUACCCCCGCAACCAGUCCCAAAUCAAGAACAAGCUGCACCUGUUCAAAAAAAAAGCUGCAGGCCUGGGAAGCAGUAUACGCAGCCAACAAUUGCGAGUGUAGCAAAAAAUGUGUCUGCUAGACAAUCAUGUUCUCAGCCUGUGAGUGGAACAACUUCACCAGCAAAAGAACCCAUUCGUCCUACUGUUGCUGAUGUUCUAUACAACCUAAGAUCCAAGAAAGCAAGAAGAUGUUAG
Messenger RNA from Coffea eugenioides, 1626 nucleotides. RefSeq lists its product as uncharacterized. Gene Ontology annotation, molecular function: zinc ion binding. Bases 1 to 1626 code for a protein of 541 amino acids. The transcript is spliced from 4 exons. Lineage: Eukaryota; Viridiplantae; Streptophyta; Magnoliopsida; Gentianales; Rubiaceae. The record is from RefSeq and is a predicted model, not a curated record.